AUGAAUAAGGAAGAAGCAUUCUUUCGUUCGGCGGAUAUGACGUACAUCGAACUAUAUAUCCCAUUAGAAAUUGCUAGAGAAGUUGUGUGUGUUCUUGGUAAUUUGGGUUGCGUUAUGCUGAAAGAUAUGAAUAAGGAUUUGAACGCGUUUCAGCGAGGUUAUGUAACCCAAAUUCGGAAGUUUGAUGAGGUAGAACGAAUGUUGAAAUAUAUGGAGACUGUGGUUGAGAAGCAUAAACAAGAUACAUGGACGUAUACAUAUCGAUAUUUGGAACGUCACGGGCGAGAUGAUAGGGAGCAUUCUACUUUGGAACAGUUAAUUGGAGCAAUGAAUACGCAUUCGAUUGAUUCUGUUAAUGAGGUGAGCGAGGAGAUCAGCCAAUUUGAGGCUAGAAUAAGGCAAUUAGAUGAUUCGUUGGUGCAAUUGAAAGAACGGCUGGAUAGCUUGCUACUACAAAGAAGGGUAAUGUUUGAAUUUAAUAGGUUUCUGCAAGUUCAUCCGGAUAUGAGCGGCAGGAUACCGAAUCAAGAUGGAAGAUCUUUAAGUGAAGGUUAUGAAUUGAACGACAUUGGAGCGGAGGAAGCAUGGGAUCACCUCCUAUUUGAGACUAAUGAAGCAGAGGCUCAGAUGCCUCGAGAGCCACAGAUGCUUCUUGACACUUACAAGCCUCGGUUUAUAGUCACUGGGUCAAUAAACCGAAAUAAGGUUGAAACUUUGAAUAAAAUCCUAUGGCGGUUACUUCGUGGGAACCUAAUCUUUCAGCAUUUACCAAUCGAUGAUUCACUGGACAACCAAGCGGAUCCUAAAAUAGAUGUUGAUUGUUUUAUUGUUUUUGCACAUGGUGAAGUGUUAAUUUCGAAAAUCAAACGCGUUAUUGAAUCUUUGAAUGGCUCUAUUUACCCAAUAGUACCGUCGCAGUCUUUUAAUGAAAUAAAUGAUAAAAUAUCUGAUUUAAAACAAAUCUGUUCAACUACUGAACAAACUUUGCACACUGAACUGUUCCUGGUAUCCAAUGAAUUGCAAAUGUGGAAUGCAAUAAUUAAAAGGGAAAAAUCUAUAUAUGCCACAUUAAACCUUUUCAGACAAGAGUCACAAGGGUUAGUAGCAGAAGGUUGGGUACCAAGCAUGGAACUAAUAGAGGUUCAAAACUCCUUGAGGGAAUAUGGUGAAAGUGUUGGUUCAGCUAAUACAGCUGUGCUUAACGUUAUAUAUACUAGUAGGGCUCCUCCUACAUAUCACAGAACUAAUAAAUUUACUGAGGCAUUCCAGUCUAUUGUCGAUGCAUAUGGGGUUGCUACCUAUAAAGAGGUAAACCCUGGAUUGGCAACGAUCGUUACCUUCCCAUUCAUGUUUGCAAUAAUGUUUGGAGACAUUGGGCAUGGGUUUAUUAUGCUACUCGCAGCAUUAUACUUGGUUUUAAACGAAAACAAUUUGAGUGCUAUGCGUAGAGGGGAGAUAUUUGAUAUGGUAUUCUCUGGAAGAUAUGUCAUUUUGUUAAUGAGUUUAUUCUCCAUCUACACAGGUCUCAUGUACAAUGACAUCUUUUCGAAAUCCAUAAAUUUGUUUCAUACUGGAUGGAGAUGGCCUACAGGUUUUGAAGAAGGCGAACCUAUUGAAGCCACAUAUGUUGGUACGUACCCAUUUGGAAUAGAUUAUAUAUGGCAUGGUGCGGAAAAUGGCCUUCUAUUUACAAACUCCUACAAGAUGAAAUUGUCAAUAUUAAUGGGUUAUAUCCAUAUGUCAUACUCAUAUAUUUUUUCGUAUGUCAACUACCGUUACAAAAAUUCUAGAGUUGAUAUAAUUGGUAACUUUAUUCCUGGAUUGAUAUUUAUGCAGUCGAUUUUCGGUUACUUGUCAUGGGCAAUUAUUUAUAAGUGGACAAAAGAUUGGAUCAAAGACGGAAAGCCAGCGCCUGGUCUUUUGAAUAUGUUAAUUAAUAUGUUUCUAUCUCCUGGCGUUGCUGAUGAAAAGCUCUAUGUCGGCCAGAGUUUUCUACAGGUAAUCUUGUUACUAGUGGCUUUGGUUUGUGUUCCUUGGUUAUUACUUUAUAAGCCAUUGAUGCUGAAACGUCAAAACGAUUUAUCAAUGCAAAAGGGAUUUCAAAGUUUUGAGGACCAAAGGGUCCACGAGAUCCUACUGGAAGCUCAGGAAAACGCAGGAGAUGAAAUGAUUGUUUCUGAUUACCACCAUGAGGAAAGUCCGAUAGAUGAUUUCAAUUUUGGAGAUGUAAUGAUACAUCAAACCAUACAUACCAUAGAGUUCUGUUUAAACUGCAUCUCUCAUACAGCUUCAUAUUUGAGAUUAUGGGCUUUAUCAUUAGCACAUGCCCAGUUAUCCAGUGUUCUAUGGUCUAUGACAAUUGCCGGCGCUUUUACUUCUGAUAAUUCCGGAUCAAUAUUUGCCGUCAUUAAAGUGGUUGUUCUAUUCGCCAUGUGGUUCGUUUUGACUGUAUGUAUAUUGGUGCUGAUGGAAGGUACAUCAGCUAUGUUGCACUCAUUACGGUUGCAUUGGGUGGAAGCCAUGUCAAAAUUUUUUGAGGGAGAAGGCUAUCCUUAUGAGCCUUUUUCAUUUAAAGUUAUCGAUAGUAAUAUUGAAUAA
Messenger RNA from Eremothecium sinecaudum, 2598 nucleotides. It is a transcript of the gene STV1, whose product is annotated as H(+)-transporting V0 sector ATPase subunit a. NCBI's taxonomy places the organism in Eukaryota, Fungi, Ascomycota, Saccharomycetes, Saccharomycetales, Saccharomycetaceae. The coding region runs from base 1 to 2598 and encodes 865 amino acids. Gene Ontology annotation, molecular function: proton-transporting ATPase activity, rotational mechanism; ATPase binding. Gene Ontology annotation, cellular component: vacuolar proton-transporting V-type ATPase complex; fungal-type vacuole membrane; vacuolar proton-transporting V-type ATPase, V0 domain. Gene Ontology annotation, biological process: proton transmembrane transport; vacuolar acidification. The transcript has a single exon. The record is from RefSeq and is a predicted model, not a curated record.